CGAGGCGAGGAACUCCCGUUCUUUCUCUCGCUCCCCCUCGGCUUCCCUCUCUUUUGUUUUUCUUGUCCCUUUCUCCCCGUUUAUUGUUGUUAUUAUUGCCUAGUGCUAUUAUUUAUUCUCAUUAUUCUUUCCUAAGCAAGCGAUACUCGCUGCUUCUCUCUCAUCAUCGUCGUGAUCGAUCGUUUGCCAGGAAAUUUCCUCUUCUGGGCAUCAUCAUCAUCAUCAUUCAUUGUCCUUCCCCUCUCCGAAUCGUACAUUCUUCUCUCUCUUUUUCUCUCUUUCGCAUUGAUAGUGGAUGGAUGGAUGGAUGGAGGGAUCACGUUCCCCGUAAUUUUUUUUUUUUGUUUGAAUUUCACUUGUUCCCCUGUUUGCUCCUCGCGAUCCCGGCGUCAACAGAAUUCUCCUCUCCUACUCCUUCUUCGUGGGUGCCUAAACCCUAGAGCACAUAUCUCUCCAUCCCCUCUUUCCUCUGUCCCAGGCGGUUGCGGUUGCGGCGGCUCUCCCUCCCAGUCAACUCAAGAAGAUCUUCGCUACAGAUGGGUUUGGUUAAUGGUAGAUCAGACAAUGAGUUUGAGGAUGAAGGCCCUGUUAGCCCUGUGACAAUUGCUAGGAAGUCUCUUGGUUUGGACAGAGGCCAGCAUGGAACCCUUUCGGAUGCUGAACAAGAAUUUUCUGUAAAAUAUCUGAAGAGUGAACUGCUCAGGAGCAUGAAGGUUGUUCUAUUUACAGCCAAGAUCAAUAUAUUGAUGCCUUGUGGGCCUGUAGCGGUCUUGAUCAAUUAUUUAACUGCUAACCAUGCAUGGGUUUUCUUUCUAAGCAUGUUGGGUAUUAUUCCUUUAGCAGAACGUUUAGGAUUUGCUACUGAGCAGUUAGCAUUCUUUACUGGACCAACAGUAGGUGGUCUUUUAAAUGCUACCUUUGGUAAUGCAACGGAAUUGAUAAUAUCAAUCUUUGCACUAAAAGGCGGAAUGAUACGUGUUGUUCAACAAUCACUUUUGGGAUCUAUAUUGUCAAACAUGCUGCUGGUCCUUGGAUGUGCAUUCUUCAGUGGAGGGAUUGUUUUUAACAAAAAGGAGCAGGUUUUUAAUAAGGCAACUGCUGUAGUGAACUCUGGAUUGCUUUUAAUGGCAGUCAUGGGCUUACUGUUUCCUGCUGUGCUCCACUACACCCAUACUGAAGUACAAUAUGGCAAGUCGGAAUUAGCCCUUUCAAGAUUUAGCAGCUGCAUUAUGCUUGUGGCUUAUGCUGCCUAUCUCUUUUUCCAGUUAAAAAAUAGAAAUAUGUAUGACCCAGUUCACGAGGGAGGAAGCCAGCAUGCAGGUAGCUUAGAUGAUGAGGAAGUUGCUGAGAUUUCUCAAUGGGAGGCAAUCAUCUGGCUUGCAAUUUUGACUGCUUGGAUUUCAGUCCUCUCUGAAUACUUAGUUGAUGCCUUACAGGGAGCUUCAGUUUCAUGGAGAAUUCCUGUUUCUUUUAUAAGUGUUAUUUUGCUCCCAAUCGUGGGGAAUGCUGCUGAGCAUGCAAGUGCCAUUAUAUUUGCCAUGAAGGAUAAACUUGACAUUUCCCUUGGAGUUGCAAUAGGAUCAUGUACGCAAAUAUCCAUGUUUGGGAUCCCAUUCUGCGUGGUAAUAGGGUGGAUUAUGGGACAACCAAUGGACUUAAAUUUUCAACUUUUUGAGACAGCAACUCUCUUUAUUACCGUAUUAGUUGUAGCCUUCAUGUUGCAGGAUGGAUCUUCGAACUACUUCAAAGGUUUAAUGCUUAUUCUUUGCUAUCUAAUAGUAGCUGCCAGUUUCUAUGUGCAUGUUGAUCCUGCCUCUGUUGGUGAGCUCCUCACAACCACAAUUUCUGGACGUAUUUUGAAGACAAACCUCCCCAAGGCUAGGAGUUAGGGAUUUAUACUCGUAGUCACAGUAACUCAUGCUCAACCAUGUCCAGCUGCCUCAUGAUAUUUGGUCUUUGGUACAGUUCCAUACCACAGACUGAUUCCUCAGAAUUAUCUGGUUUCGUUGUUCUCUGCUUCAAAUUUCAGCUGUGAUAGGGCACAAGAUUUAUUUAGAAAGGUUUAUUUAUGUAAUUUGUAGAUGAAAACCGGGAUGAUGUAAAAAUGCUGAAAUAUAAUAAAAAAAUGAUAAUAUCUAACUGCUGUCA
This is a messenger RNA of Elaeis guineensis (African oil palm), 2148 nucleotides long. The record is from RefSeq and is a predicted model, not a curated record. Lineage: Eukaryota; Viridiplantae; Streptophyta; Magnoliopsida; Arecales; Arecaceae.